Molecule: messenger RNA, 1185 nt
Organism: Salvia splendens (bonfire salvia)
Lineage: Eukaryota; Viridiplantae; Streptophyta; Magnoliopsida; Lamiales; Lamiaceae
Product: glycine-rich RNA-binding protein 3, mitochondrial
Exons: 5
Coding region: 199-918 (239 amino acids)
Molecular function (GO): RNA binding
Source: RefSeq, a predicted model, not a curated record
AUCAAACAUGCCGAACAAGGAAAUGAAGUUAAAAAUGAAAUUCGAUACUCUGAAUUGUAAAUCCGACGUAUAUAUUAUAUAGAGUGAGAGACCCUCCCAUUUUCCUUAUUGCUAAACCCUUCCCUUUUCUCAGUCUAGGGUUUAACAUCACUCUCUCAACGAUCCAAGGACUGCACAAUCCCUCUUUAGGUUGUAGGAAUGGCUUUGUUCAGAAAAGCUGCAAGUAUUCUUGGGAGGACUGUUAGCAGCAGAAUAAAUCAUGAAACUUCAGCGUCCAACCUCUCUAUUUUUCAAGCGAUAAGAUGCAUGUCUAGUUCAAAGGUUUUUGUUGGAGGACUUUCUUACAACAUAGAUGACCAAAGUCUUGGAGAGUCUUUUGAUAAGUAUGGAGAAGUUAUUGAUGCCAAGGUGAUUGUUGACCGUGAAACUGGGAGAUCCAGGGGAUUUGGGUUUGUUACUUUUGCUUCUGCUGAGGAGGCAUCAGCUGCCAUUCAGGCACUGGAUCAGCAGGAACUUCAUGGUCGUCAGGUGAAGGUUAACUAUGCAAAUGAUAGGCCACGUGGAGGCUUUGGUGGUGGCGGUGGUUUUGGUGGAGGCGGUGGUUUUGGUGGUGGCAGUGGUUAUGGUGGUGGCGGAUAUGGUGGAGGUGGUGGUGGUUAUGGUGGCAGUGUUGGUGGUGGUUUUGGUCGAAGUAGUGAUUAUGGUGGCAGUGGUGGUGGAAGUUUUGGAGGUGGAGCUGAUACCGGAGGUUAUCCUGCAGCUGGAGAGAGCCAAAGUGGAGGUGGUGUUACCAGAGGCUUCGGUGGUGAUUCAGGUAGCUAUGGUUCAGGUGCAGCAGAUGGUGGAUUUGGGGGUGGUGGUGAGGCAAGCUACAGAGACGGCGACACCCAGAACAACUUUGCUGAUAGGCGGGGUUGAUAUAGCAAUCCCCUGCAAUUGGUUCAAUUAAUAAUGGAAGCUGCAAGAGAUAUACACUGGUAUAUGGAAUUUUGAUUGUGGUUUCUUCCAUAGUUCCUCCAACUUGUCUUAUUAUAAGUAUUUCAUUUUUUUUCUUGAUCUUGUUUACUAGUUGUAGUUUAUUAUAAGGUUUUUAAGUGCUGAGCUGCCAAAUCUUUAUUUGGUGUUUGAUAUGAUGACAAUAUUAUCCAAAUAUUUUACUUUAACAGCUACUCGUUAUAGGCUUUA